Molecule: messenger RNA, 1508 nt
Organism: Toxorhynchites rutilus septentrionalis
Lineage: Eukaryota; Metazoa; Arthropoda; Insecta; Diptera; Culicidae
Gene: Osi8
Exons: 2
Coding region: 187-1056 (289 amino acids)
Source: RefSeq, a predicted model, not a curated record
GGAGAUAGGCACAGUUUGAUUUCAUUCGUCUACAGUCCUAGAACUAUCCCAAUCAUAGAGUGAGGGGUUCGUGAAACAGUUUAACUGUGUGAUCUGUUUUCUUCGCAAAACAGAUUUACUCAACAAAUAGCAUUACCAGUGAUUAGUUAAUUCGGUGUGAAACAUUCCCAAAAAAAUAGUCCAAAAAUGAAAAUGUUCAAGUGUUUACUGGUGAUAAGCUGCCUGGUUUCGGUGUCCCUUGCCCACAGUGCUUCCGCGGCGCAAUCGAUCAAUUCGAACACGAUCGACGACAGCAAAGAUCCGCAGCAGCAGCAGCAAACUCCUCGCUCUGGAUCGUACCUCGGCGAGAUCAAAUACCUGUACAAAACGUACCAGGACUGUGCGAACGCUGAUGUGUCCACCUGCUUAAAGCUUAAACUGUUCACCAUUCUGGACCGUGUGGCACGAUCACUUAAGGAUUUCAAAAUUUCCGAAGGAAUCAAAUUUGUCCGUGAUCAGGAUGUUCCAAUCGAUAGUACCCCGGUGAAGAGCGAAGCUCAGAUCGAGACGGAGUUGCCACGCUCGAUGGAUGAGAAGGAACGCUCCCUGAACUCGAUGCUGUUCGAUAAGGUCCUUUCCUUCUUCCAAACACAUACCUUGCAGGUUAAGUUCCCAUCCAGCGAGGAGAUCAAGCGCUCUAUGGACGCAGUUCGCGCUGGAGGCGGCGGUCUCGGCGGUGGUCUCGGCGGUGGUGCUGGAGGAUAUGGCGGCCUCGGUGGUAAGGACAAGGACAAGAAAAACGGACACUGGAUCAUGAUCCCGCUGUUGCUUGGAAGCACCCUGGUUCCACUUGCCUUCGGUGCCCUAGCUUUGCUGGCCGGUAAAGCUUUGAUCGUAUCCAAACUCGCUCUUGCACUCGCCUCAAUUAUCGGCAUCAAGAAACUCAUCUCCAGCGGCGGUGGCCAUCACGAAUCGGCCCAUGAAGUCGUUGUCUCGGGAGGCCAUGGUGGCGGCUGGGGUCGUAUCGGUUCCACCCAACCACUAGCAUACAACGGCUACGGACACUACGCCCAGUAAUCCAGGCGUACGGUUUGGGAAACUGCAAUGCGCUAAGCCAAAGCUUGUCAACGAUGCUCACAGAUACAGACACAACGACACACAUACACACACAUACACGCACACAUACUGAGAAAAAGACCGCGUAAUUCAGGGAACCACCUGAUGAUCGAAAAAAGGAAAAUCCAAAAGUUUUGUUUGUUUUUGCGUUACCUCAUCUAUUUCUGUCUCUUUCUGAUCUGUAAGCAGCAAAAAAUGGGGAUCGAAUCGUUCCAGCUCCUAGUUUUUUUUUUUUUGACAGAACAAAUGAGUCUUAGCAUUUUUUAAAAAUAGAUUUUAAAAACUUGCUAACAUAUUUAUUUAACUUAAUUGUAAUUUAAUUUAUUACACUCGAAGAACUGAUUAUUUAUUUAAUUAAGUCUCUUAAGAUUCGUUUGUAGAAAACCGAAUAAACUAAAGUGAUCAAAUGAAAA